Molecule: messenger RNA, 627 nt
Organism: Gilbertella persicaria
Lineage: Eukaryota; Fungi; Mucoromycota; Mucoromycetes; Mucorales; Choanephoraceae
Exons: 4
Coding region: 97-522 (141 amino acids)
Source: RefSeq, a predicted model, not a curated record
CUUUUUUCUCUCUUUUUUCUUCUUUAUAAAAGAAACUUUCUUUUAGUCUAUCCACUUCUUAUAUUAUUGUCCAAGAACGAAUUUUUUCAUUUAAAAAUGGCUACUACUAACAUGAACUUUGGUCCCGAAUGGAUGCGCGGUGCUUUAUCUAAGCACAAUGGCUCUUCUGAAUUCUUGGAUUCUUUACCUUUUGAACAACAAUCAGAUAAUCCUUUUAAAUAUUCUAAGGAGUUUAUGCUUGGUUUAUAUAAGCCUACCCUUCAGCUUCCUUCUGACUUUCAGCAACAUGAAUAUGCAACGAGUCAAGAACCCAUUGUUCCUUUAGCUUUCGAAGAAUUAACAGAGACUGAAAAAAAGCUCCUUUCUGGUCCUGUUCACUCGGAAGCCUCACAACGUCGUGGGGACAAAGCAAGACACCGUAGCGACUUAUACGGCAACAGUCCUCUGCAAAGUCCUGCUAACGAAAAUGGCCCUGCUGGUAAUCGCUUAGGCGGACGUAAAGGUAAACAAUGGCUUUAUUAGAGACAAAAAAAAAGAGAAAAUAAUAACCUUGGGUUAGCUCGUACGGAUUAUUUUGCAAGAGAUCAACCUCUGAAGCAACGCAAUGAAAAUGACUUGUUUAAGAGA